Molecule: messenger RNA, 1010 nt
Organism: Passer domesticus (house sparrow)
Lineage: Eukaryota; Metazoa; Chordata; Aves; Passeriformes; Passeridae
Gene: RNASEH2A
Product: ribonuclease H2 subunit A
Biological process (GO): DNA replication, removal of RNA primer; mismatch repair
Cellular component (GO): ribonuclease H2 complex
Molecular function (GO): RNA binding; RNA-DNA hybrid ribonuclease activity
Source: RefSeq, a predicted model, not a curated record
CCCUGGCCCCGCCCCUCAGGCCCCGCCCCGUCAUGGCGCUGGCCGCGCUGCAGCGCGAUCCCGCGGCCGGGGGCCGCUUCGCCUCCGCCGUGCCCGGCCCGAGCCGCCGCCAGCCCUGCGCGCUCGGCGUGGACGAGGCGGGGCGGGGCCCGGUGCUCGGCCCCAUGGUGUACGCCAUCUGCUACUGCCCGCUGGAGCGGCUGCCGGAGCUGGAGGCCCUGGGGGUCGCAGACUCGAAGACGCUGUCGGAGGCGGAGCGGGAGCGGCGCUUCGUGCUGGAGGGGGCGGGGGGCUGGCUGGGGUGGGCGCUGCAGGUGCUGCCCCCCGCCCACAUCUCGGCCUGCAUGCUGCAGCGGGCCAAGUACAACCUGAACGAGCUGAGCCAGGACACGGCGGCCGAGCUGGUGCAGUUCGCGCUCGACUCGGGGGUGCAGGUGGCACAGGUGCUGGUGGACACGGUGGCCGCGGGGCCGUACGAGGCGCGGCUGCGGCGCCGCUUCCCGGGGCUGGCGGUCACCGUGCGCGCCAAGGCCGACGCGCUCUUCCCCGUGGUCAGCGCCGCCAGCAUCUGCGCCAAGGUCGCCCGCGACCGACGCCGUGCUCCACUGGAACUUCGUGGAGGACCUGGGGGACCCCGACCGCGACUACGGCUCCGGAUACCCCAACGACCCCAAGACCAAGGAGUGGCUGAGGAGGAACCUGGAGCCGGUGUUCGGCUUCCCGCAGCUCGUGCGCUUCAGCUGGGCCACGGCCCGGGGGCUGCUGGACACCCGGGGGGUCCCGGUGCAGUGGGCUGACGAGGACCCCCCGGCCGAGCCCCCCUCGCUGCUCUCCCUCUUCGCCCGGAGCCCCCCCCGGCGCCCCCCCCCACCGCUUCUUCCAGGAGCGCAGCCUGCGCCCCCUGGCGGGGCUGUGACCCCCCCGCCGCGGGGAGGACCCCCCCCAAAUGGGGACCCCCGGGGUGGGCGGCGACCCCGGACGUUGUUUUGUAAUAAAAGAUUUCAAACCCC